Molecule: messenger RNA, 462 nt
Organism: Linnemannia hyalina
Lineage: Eukaryota; Fungi; Mortierellomycota; Mortierellomycetes; Mortierellales; Mortierellaceae
Source: the annotation of a GenBank genome assembly
AUGAACAUCCUCCAGCACAAGAGUUGGCAUGUCUAUAGCCAAAAGAACCAGGACCGAGUCAAGAGAGACGAGGCCAAGGCUGAAGCUGAGGAGAAGCAAACCCAGGAACGAGCCAUCGCUGCAGAUCGGGAGCAUCGAUUGGUGGUACUGAGGCAAAGGGCGGCGAGACGAUACACUAAUGAACCUGUACCAGGCGAACAGGAGGAAGAUGAUGACACGAUACCAGGGCCAUUAGCACCAAUACCCAACGAUACAGUAGCCGUAACCAAGAUAAAGUCCAAAGGAGAGCAUGUCAACUUUUGGGCCGAUCUGGAAAAGCAGGACACUACCAGCAAGAAAGGCAACCCAGAAUACGAGGCAGAGGUCAAGGCAAAGGAAAAAAAGUGGGAACGCACCAUCGCUAUGCAUCUGGAUUCUGCUGUCAAAGGACCCAUUACAGAAUAUGAGGUCUAUGCUGGAUAA